This is a messenger RNA of Fimicolochytrium jonesii, 3075 nucleotides long. Its product is annotated as SPX domain-containing protein. Gene Ontology annotation, cellular component: membrane. Gene Ontology annotation, biological process: monoatomic anion transmembrane transport; phosphate ion transport; polyphosphate metabolic process. Gene Ontology annotation, molecular function: phosphate transmembrane transporter activity. The transcript is spliced from 5 exons. Bases 165 to 2654 code for a protein of 829 amino acids. The record is from RefSeq and is a predicted model, not a curated record. NCBI's taxonomy places the organism in Eukaryota, Fungi, Chytridiomycota, Chytridiomycetes, Spizellomycetales, Powellomycetaceae.
UCGUCUUUGUUGUCUUUUUCAGUUCCCACGCCGGAACCCCUGAGAAAAAGUGCCCCACACAGUCCUGAAUUGACGUUUGCAUACAUCUCUCCACUAGACGGGUCUCUAUUUCCGCGGAGGACCGUCGUUCUACCCAGCAAUAGCACCCGAACUUCUAGCCCAGCAUGAAAUUCUCGCACUCCAUCCAGAUCAACGCCUCGCCAGAAUGGCAGGAGAACUACCUCGCAUACUCGCAGCUGAAGAAAGCCAUCUAUGCCAUCGAAAAAGCAAUGCUCGGGUUCGAGCGCUUACCUGCUUCACCGAGGGACAUACAGGUCGACAACGAGAACGACGAAGGCUCGCCGGCCGUUGAGGAAGCUCAGCCACUCCUAUCGAAAUUGCCAGCCGAGGAGGGCAACGCAUUCUUCGUCAAAGCGUUGGACGAGCAGCUCGAGCGGAUAACAGCCUUCUACACCAAAAAGGAGCGAGAGCUGACGUCUUUGGUGGACGAGUUAGUGACGGACGUUGCAACAGCGGAGGACUAUGCGAAACCACAGGCGGAUAUCGAAAAUGGGCUCCUGGUAGAGGAGCCCGCGGUCGAAGGAGACGCCGUCGCAUCGGUGGGGCCGACGCAGUCGCCAACAUCACCGGGAUCGUCGACCUGGCCUCGGAGAGGUUCCGCUCCUGUCAACCGAACAGGCAGCCCACGGUCCCGCAUGUCCGGAGUCUCCUUCACGACGCAAUUGUGGGCCUCGAAGGCUAUGAAGCCAUACCGAACCCGCUUCGCAAAGCGUGCCAUCGACCUGUUCAUCCUUCUUUCCGAAUUGAAGGACUACAUCGAGCUGAAUUACACAGGGUUCAGCAAAAUCAUCAAAAAGUAUGACAAAGUGACGGGUAACAAACUCCGCCGGCAAUAUAUGGCCACGAAGGUCGAAGUGGCCAAACCAUUCCGCGCUCAAUCGAAAGAAGCCCUCAACCAGCAGAUCAACCAGAUUGUCGAGAUGUAUGCGACGCUCCGCACAGAUGGCAAGAUCGCCCUAGCAUGGACGGAUCUUAAGGGAACAUUGCGGGAAAGAGUGAUUUGGGAGAGGAACACGGUCUGGAAGGACAUGAUCGAGCAGGAGCGGAAGAGGGAGACGAUAGCGCUGCGGGCACAGUCGAAGACCGGGAAAUCAAUUUAUACCGAGUUCACUUUGUUGGGUGUGACCAUUAGGAUAUCUCGGGAACUGCUGCAAGUCGUGCUUUGUCUGGGCGUGUUUGCGUUCUUGUUGCUGUACCCUACCUUUGAGGCGCCGGAGCAGCGGAACUGCUUGGCUAUACUGGUCUUCGCCUCAUUGCUUUGGGCUUUUGAGGUCCUUCCGUUGUUCAUCACCGCCAUUCUGGUUCCCUUCCUCGUGGUAUUUCUCCGAGUGCUCCGCACACCCGUCAUCAACGCAAAAGGGCACAUCACCGACUACAACCGCAUGACAGCCAAAGACGGCGCCAAGAAGAUCUUCUCAGACAUGUUCGGUCCUGUGAUCAUGCUGCUGCUCGGUGGCUUCUCAUUGGCAGCAGCGCUCAGCAAGCACAACAUCGCAAAGGGACUGGCGUCGUUUGUCCUGGGGAAGGCGGGCAGCAAGCCGCAGUGGGUGCUUCUGGCCAACAUGUUUGUGAGCACAUUUGCGAGUAUGUGGAUUAGCAAUGUUGCGGCGCCUGUGUUGUGUUUUUCGCUUGUCACCCCCAUCCUGCGCAACCUCCCUCUCGGCUCCUCCUACGGUCGCUGCCUCAUCAUGGGCAUCGCCAUGGCCGCCAACGUCGGCGGCAUGGCCUCCCCCAUCUCCUCCCCCCAAAACAUCAUCGCCAUCGGAACCAUGAACCCUGCCCCGUCCUGGCCGCAAUGGUUCGCUGUCUCCCUCCCGGUCGUCAUCAUCAUGGACCUGAUCAUCUGGGGCCUCCUCCUCGCCAUCUACCGCCCCUCGCAAACCGAAGGCGCGGCCCCCGUCCAGCUGUUUGGCGCUGAGAAUACCUCCAGGAACUAUUUCAAGGACCAUCCGUUGGAGAGGAAGCAGUGGUAUAUUAUUGCGGUCACAUUGGUGACGAUCUUGCUGUGGUGCUUUGGGAGCGGGCUGGAGCAGUAUUUUGGGGAUAUGGGUGUGAUUGCAAUUAUACCCAUCGUUGCGUUCUAUGGGGCCGGGUUGCUGACUAAGGAUGAUUGGAAUUCGAUGUUGUGGUCUGUCGUAAUGCUCGCCAUGGGCGGCAUAGCCCUCGGCAAAGCCGUCGACUCCAGCGGCCUCCUUCUCGAAAUCACCAACGCGCUCACCCCGCAUCUCGCCGGCAUGUCCGUCUUCAAAUGCCUCGCACUGUUCUCGGGCCUGGUCUUGGUGGGAACCACGUUCAUCAGCCAUACGGUCGGCGCGCUGAUCAUCUUGCCGAUUAUCUUGAAAGUGGGGGCUACGUUGCCGGAUCCGAGGGCCAAUACGCUUGUCAUGGCUGCUGCAAUGAUGUGCUCAGGAGCAAUGGGCCUCCCCGUCUCCUCCUUCCCCAACAUGAAUGCGAUAUCCCUCGAGGAUUCCAGCGGCACGCCUUGGGUGACCGUCGGCGAUUUCAUCAAAGUCGGGUUGCUGUGCUCGGUGGUGGCGUGGGUGAUGGUGUUGAGUGUCGGGUUUCCGAUUAUGGGGAUGGUGGGCAUUCAAUGAACAAGGGGUUGGAGAUCCCAGAUCAGUGCGUCGAAAAGCCUCCGACGACGUUGGGGAGGAUUGGACGGACGAUCUCAAAUCUCCCUGCCACGGGCACCAUUUUACAUAGACGGGUCUUUACAACGAACUACUGUAUACACACAUUCUACAUCUAUCUAUAUUUUCCUUCGUCUUACUUUGAGAGGUUCAGCUGCUGCUGCAGAUGGAGAAGAGCAUAAUUAGAUUGACCACUCCUGACCGAACAAACAGGCUAUGGCAAACCGCAAGCUAUAGCCUUGAGAGCUGUCGACCCCAGCGGUGAAUGUCAAUGAGAAUAAGAACCCAGGAAGCUCCCUCUCGCGAUCUUGGCCCUUCUCAUCUGUUCACUGUUGUUGGCGGUUGUUCUUCUUUUUGUCAACCCAGGAACGCUGCUGUUUCCGGG